GCAAAAUGAAGUAUCUAUAAAAAGUUUUGAAGGGCUUUCUCAGAAAAACUCUUAAACCCUAGAUUGAUCUUCCCGGCGGUCCCAAUCCGUGGAGGAGAUUAUCAUAGAUUCCGCCUUUAAUGGGUGCAUUUAAGAAGGAUAAAACAAUGGAUGAAGAUGAUUUGAGUGAUGUUGAAGAAGAAUUAGAGUCGAAAUCUGAUUCUGAGCAAGAAUUGGUGCCAUUGAAGGAACCUUCAAAGGAUGUGGUGUAUAAUGAAGAUGGCCUUUUGGAGAAGCUUGAAGACAUAGCAUGGCCGGAAAAUGUGGAUUGGAUGCAUAAGUUAACUAUUGAUCAUGAGCAAGCAGCGGAUAUUGAUGUUGAAGAUGAUCUUGCUCGUGAAAUGGCGUUUUACACUCAGGCAUUGGAUGGUACACGGAAGGCCUUUGCGAAUCUGCAAUCCAUUGGCUUGCCUUUUCUUAGGCCUCCAGACUAUUAUGCAGAAAUGGUGAAGUCGGAUACUCACAUGUUGAAGGUGAAAAGCAAGCUCUUGGUGGAGAAGAAGAAAAUUGAGGAGGCUGAGGAGAGGAAGAAGGCAAGAGAAGCCAAGAAGAUUGCGAAAGAGGUCCAGGCUCAGAAGAAUAAAGAGCGGGCCAAGCGCAAGAAAGAAGACAUUGAAUCUGUCAAGAAGUGGAGGAAGCAGAGGCAGCAAAGCGGUUUUGCCAAAGGGAAAGAUGAGGAUCCGGGUUUCAAUUUUGAUGAAGGGAAUAGCUUUGAAAGGUCUAAGAAGAAGAGGCCGGGUGUGGCUCCUGGAGAUAGGUCUGGAGGGUUCAAAAAACAAGGAUGGAAUAAGAAGAGGGACCAUAGAGAAUCUAAAUUUGGACAUGGUGGUAGGAAGGGUAUGAAGAAGCAGAAUACUGCCGAAUCCACUAAUGACUUUAAGAACUUCAACAAAGGCGAGAGGAAGAAGUGAAGAACAGGCUAAGAUGUUUUCUUGCUGUUUGUUUUGCUUAUUAACAAGUUUCGGGAUUAGUAUCUGUAUCAAGUAUUGGAGACUCCUGAUGGAUUUCACAAGGUAACUUUAAGCUCUUUAUGUUGUAUAACUUUUUCUUAGUUUAUCUAUCAAGCAUUUAGUUUUAUCUGUUUGGUAUCUUUGGUGUGAUAACCAGGCAUUUUUUCGCAAGAACAUCUAAAAUGGUUGUAGCUAAAGUUGUAUUUGUGAACAUUAAUUUGUUGAUGGCUGGAAUGAAGAACUUUGCUGUGGUGGUAAA
Molecule: messenger RNA, 1248 nt
Organism: Dioscorea cayenensis subsp. rotundata (Guinea yam)
Lineage: Eukaryota; Viridiplantae; Streptophyta; Magnoliopsida; Dioscoreales; Dioscoreaceae
Product: probable rRNA-processing protein EBP2 homolog
Exons: 2
Coding region: 120-950 (276 amino acids)
Biological process (GO): rRNA processing; ribosomal large subunit biogenesis
Cellular component (GO): nuclear periphery; nucleolus; preribosome, large subunit precursor
Source: RefSeq, a predicted model, not a curated record